This is a messenger RNA of Rhopalosiphum maidis (corn leaf aphid), 2121 nucleotides long. RefSeq names its product plexin-A1-like. The record is from RefSeq and is a predicted model, not a curated record. Gene Ontology annotation, molecular function: semaphorin receptor activity. The coding region runs from base 1 to 2121 and encodes 706 amino acids. Gene Ontology annotation, biological process: motor neuron axon guidance; positive regulation of axonogenesis; sensory neuron axon guidance. The transcript has 2 exons. Lineage: Eukaryota; Metazoa; Arthropoda; Insecta; Hemiptera; Aphididae. Gene Ontology annotation, cellular component: semaphorin receptor complex.
AUGGCUGACGCGACAGGGCGAAGAAAACCAUUUUGGAACCCUUCAUUAGGUUAUAUAAUAAUUACAGUCAUAUUGGUGUUGGCGUGUACAUCGCACGCCGAUCCGUUCAACCGCGGUAAAGUGGACGACGACGCGGUAAACUGCUCGGAAUCGCGGACGUGUGCGAAAUGCGCGGAGAGGCCGUCGUGCAGCUGGUCGUUGAAACGGCAGACGUGCGUGAACAUGACGCGGCGGCCUGAGCUGUUGAUGGUGAACGUCCGCGCGCACUGUCCGCGGCUGACCGCCGUCGACACGUUCGUCUACAAAACGCAGCUGCCGUUCGCGUACAAGGUGAAGGUGUCCAACGACGUGAGCGGCUUCGUCAAGUACCUGGCCCGGACCAACGUCACGUGCUCGCUGGAGGGCGCCGCGCACAGCGGCACGGUGGACGAGGACGCGGACACCAUCGAGUGCGCGGCCAUAAGCAUCGACCAUCUGGCGGUGGACGAGCGGCGGCUGAUGGUCUACCACUACGGCGUGCAGUUCGACGGCGUGCCGUUGCGCAUCGACGACGGCGCCGACAACUACUUCGCCGUGUACGACGCGCACUAUUGCCGCGCCGCCAACAAGACCGGGCGGUGCGUCGAGUGUUUUUGGGACGACCCGGCACCGCUGUACACGACGUCCUACUACAAACGGUGUUCGGCCGGUAACGCGUGCACCGGCCUGUUCGAGUACCACGACCGCCGGAACGCGACCGCAGCGGCGGGCCCGCAGCACGGACAUCGCCGGACGUCCGGCGUAUACGCACCGCCGGCGGGCGCUUGUCCGGACAUGACGAUCGCGUCCGUGGAACCACCGACGGCGCCGUGGUCGGGCGGCGCGACGCUGGUGAUAACCGUCAAGAACCACGACUUGCUGACCGAGUCACGAAAGCCCACCGUCACGGUGGCCGGCCGCGAUUGCAUCUACCCGAAGACGGCCGACCGGGAGACCAUCACGUGCACGGUCGGACCGCCCAAGCCCGACGACUCGGCCGCCGGUCCGGUGCACGUGUCGUACGGGCCGCUGCGGCUGACGUCCGCGCAGACUUUCCGGUUCGUCUACCCCGAGCCGACGGCGCUGAGCCCGACCUGCGGCCCCGUUUCCGGCGGCACGCUGUUGCGCAUCGCCGGCCGUCACAUGGACGCCGGGAGCACGGCCACCGUGUCCGUGGGGCCGGCCGGAGUGCCGUGCCAGUUGGUCGCCAGGCGCGAGGACCACGCGCUGUGCGUGACCGGACCCGCGGACGGGCCGGCCGCCGGUGCGGUCACCGUCGUGUUCGACAAGUCGCUGAACCGGACCGUGCAGGGCGCUGUCGAGUUCAGGUACGCGGGCGACCCGGUGCUGAACGCCCGACAGCCGUUCACGGGCAUCGCUUCGGGCGGCACGUACGUCGGUGUGCGCGGCCGCCAUCUCGCGUGCGUCGGCAACGCCACGCUGUACGUGGACGACCCGGACGGCGUGCGGCACUACGCCGGGUGCGCGGUGCGCAACGACACGUUCAUGGAGUGUCGGUCGCCCGCGCUCGACGCGCCCCGGCCGCCGUCGAACGCCACGGCCCCCGCCGUCCCGGUACUGUUGAACUUUGGUUUCCGCGUGCACUUCGCCGGCCACACGAUGGACCUGUCGCCGCAGCCCGACUUCCCGGGCUACCGGCUGUACGCCGACCCGGUGUUCGCGGACUUCGAGACCGACGGCCGGAACGUGACCAUCAACGGCCGGCACAUGGACCGCGGCUACCGGCCCAACGUCGACCUGGCCAUCAGGUUGCGCAACGCCAAGGGCGCCGCGUGCGCCGUCAUCGACACGCAGCGACGGCAGAUCGUGUGCGUGCGGCCACAGCCGCCGGCGGCGGACGUCGACGACCUGCGCGAGCUCUACGUGACCGUCGGCCGCGAGUUCGUCCGCACCGUGAAGAGGAAGAAGGAGAAAGCCGCCGACGACGACGACGGCCGUCCCGCGUCCGGCCAUUCGAUGGGCGCGUUCGGCGCGUUCAUGCUGUUGGCCGGCAUCUUCACCGGCGUGUGCUUCAUGUCGUUGCUGGUUGGCAUGGUCUACGCGGUGUGGUACAAGCAAUGCGAUAUCCGCAGAUACUUGUAG